UCGAGGGCGCGGGGCCGAGCCGGACACACAGACGCUGGCUGCCUUCGACGGCCCCGAGGACUGGCGCGCGGCCGCCCGGGCGCGCGGCCUCUCCGACAGCCUCAGCGACGCGAGCAGCGACGGCAUGGCCGAGACGGUCCUCAGCGUCGACGCCGUCGUCGCGACGCCCGUCGCGACGAAGCGCUGGAGCCUCGAGAGCGACGAGGUGUGCCUCCAGGAGCUCGUGCGGCGGAGCAACGUCGCGUCGGCGUGGCGCGCGGGCAAGAUCCGGCGCGGCGUGCCGCCCGAGGCGCCGCGCGCCGGAUGCAAGAUCCAGUGCUUCCACAACUCGCUCGUGGGCUUCGCCGACUGGGCGCUUUUAGACGUCGACGGCCGCGGCGAGUGGCGCGCGACCGUGCGGACCCAGAAGACGAAGGCGAACGUGGCCCUGCGCCAGUUCAGCGACGAGAAGUUGGAUUUGAGUUUAGGCGCGCUCCUCGAGCGCUACAACGAGGUCCGCGUGAACUCGACGGACGCGCCGGCGGCGCUCUUCGCCGACGUCUGGACGCCCUGGACGGAGCGCGGCGCCGAGGCCUGCUACGUCGAGCUCCGGCGCCGCGUCGCGGCGACGGCUAGCGGCCGCGCGCCGGCCGCGGGCGACGCGUUCGCCGCGUCCGACGGCGACCGGACGCUCGCGUGCGUGCUCGAGUGCGGCGGCGACUACGCGGGCGCGCCCUGGCGCGCGCGCCUCGGGCGGAGCUCCACGGGCGAGGACGCCUACCUGACGCUCGGCGAGUUGCUGGAGACGUUCCACGACGUCCGCUUCGAGUCCGAGCCCGCGCCCGAGGGGCGGCGCCUGCCCAUCCUGCGGCCGCCGCGGCGCAAGAACGCGGAGCCCGCGGCGGCCGACGACGACUCCGAGCUCGCGUCGUCGACGCCCGCGGGCGGCAAGCCCGUGGCGCGCAUGCUCGACGACCAGCAGCAGUCGCUCGAGGAGGCGGCGAUCCUCGAGCGCGAGCUCGAGCGCCUCGCCAUCGGCCUCUUCGCGCCGUCGCCGCAGAGCGCGGGCCGCCGCGAGCGGGGCCGGCUCGACGCGGCGGCGGCGGACGCGGCGCGCGCCGCGGCCCGGGCGCCGCCGGGCGCCCUCGACGCGCCGGACCUGCGCGACGCGGCCAACAGGGCCGCCGCGAAGGCGCCGCGCGGCGCGGGACGAGGGGCGCCGCACGCGCGGUACCGCGGCGUGGGCCGCGAGCGCCGCGCGGACGCGCUCUACGACGCGCUCCUCUCCUUCCGGCGCCGGGCGGCGCGCGCGCGCCGCGAGCCGGCAGCGUCGGCCGUCGCCGCCGUCGCCGCGGCGAUCUGCCGCCGCGCGUUGAGGGACGCGUCGACGGCGCCGGGGGCCGCGCUGCGCGCCGUCGCGGGCGAGCUCCAGGCGAAGCACGAGGUGCACCUCGCCGACGCGCCGGGCACGCUGCGCAGCGUCGUCGCGGACAACGUCGAGUUCGAGGUGCUCACGGAGCAGUCGCCCGCGUGCGUGCGCCGGGGCAACGACGCGGCCGCGGACGCGCUGCUGGCCGCGCGCGUCGUCCUCGAGGCCGUCUUCAAGUUCCACCCGCCCCUCGGGGACCGCGCCGACUCGACGGUGGCCUGCCUCGAGUCCAUCGACGCCGCCCUCUUCGGCGACGACGACGACAGCGACGACGACGGCGAGCGCCCGCGGGGCGCGUCGCCGAACGAGGUCGCGGUCUACGCCGUCGGCGAGCCGCGGGCGAGCCAGGAGGUGCGCUACGCCCUCGUCCUCGACGCGCUCCGGGCCGAGUCGCGCGCCGCGGACGCGCUCGUCGCCGCGGCGUCGCGGACGCCGCCGCGCGCCGCGACGCCGACGAAGGCGGGCGGCGACGAGCCGACGCGGCCGUCCGUGCGCCACCUGCGGUCCCUGCCGGCGAAGCGCAGCGCGCGCGCGAAGCUCCGGGCGCUCGUCGGCGCCCUCGAGGCCCUCGCGGAGGAGCUCGAGAAGCGGCAGAUCGACUCCGUCGCGUCCGACGACCUGAUGCCCGCGCUCUGCGAGGCGGUCCGCGACGCGCGCAUCGAGACGCCCCACGCCCAGGUCGCCUUCGCGAAGCACUUCUGCCGCGACGAGCGCGUCUUCCUCGGCGUCGACGGCUACGCGCUGACGUCCUUCGAGAUCGCGCUCGCCGCGCUCGGCGACCCGAGCCGCGCGCCGCCCUCCUAACUACGACCCAACAUAUCCCGCCGGCGGGAUAUGGUAAAC
Molecule: messenger RNA, 2251 nt
Organism: Aureococcus anophagefferens
Lineage: Eukaryota; Pelagophyceae; Pelagomonadales; Pelagomonadaceae
Product: expressed protein
Exons: 2
Coding region: 125-2212 (695 amino acids)
Source: RefSeq, a predicted model, not a curated record